This is a messenger RNA of Eutrema salsugineum, 1515 nucleotides long. Its product is annotated as mitogen-activated protein kinase kinase 5. Lineage: Eukaryota; Viridiplantae; Streptophyta; Magnoliopsida; Brassicales; Brassicaceae. The transcript is spliced from 2 exons. Gene Ontology annotation, cellular component: cytoplasm. The record is from RefSeq and is a predicted model, not a curated record. Gene Ontology annotation, biological process: protein phosphorylation. Bases 174 to 1241 code for a protein of 355 amino acids. Gene Ontology annotation, molecular function: protein serine/threonine kinase activity; ATP binding.
UUCUUCGUGUCUAAACUAAAAAAACAUUUCUUCAAUCUCUCCACAAUCUUCUUCGAUGAACCUUCGUUUCCCUUUUGAUUUCGAUAAACGAUGAUAAAUACGAAGACGAUAAAGACCUGACUUUGAGAGGGUUUUACGAAAAAAUCAAACUUUUUGAUUUCCUCCAAAAAGCCAUGAGACCGAUUCAAUCGUCUCCUCCUCCAGGAGUAUCUUCCCCUGUAAAAAACCGCUUACGCAAGCGUCCUGACCUCAGCUUACCACUCCCACACCGCGACGUCGCUCUCGCCGUCCCUCUUCCUCUCCCUCCUCCCUCCUCCUCCUCCACCUCCUCCGCUCCUUCAGCCACCGCAAUCUCCACCAACAUCUCCGCCGCCAAAAGCUUAUCCGAGCUAGAGCGCGUGAACAGAAUCGGAAGCGGAGCCGGAGGAACCGUUUACAAAGUCAUCCACCGUCCUUCCUCACGCCCUUUUGCUCUCAAGGUCAUCUACGGUAACCACGAAGACACCGUGAGACGCCAGAUCUGCAGAGAGAUCGAGAUCCUUCGAAGCGUAGAUCACUCCAACGUCGUGAAAUGUCACGACAUGUUCGAUCACAACGGCGAGAUCCAGGUUCUUCUCGAGUUCAUGGACCAAGGAUCCCUCGAAGGCGCACACGUGUGGCAAGAGCACGAACUCGCCGAUCUCUCACGGCAGAUUCUCAGCGGAUUAGCUUACCUUCAUCGCCGUCACAUAGUCCACCGAGACAUAAAGCCUUCGAAUUUACUCAUAAACUCGGCGAAAAACGUUAAAAUCGCCGAUUUUGGAGUUAGCCGGAUCUUGGCACAGACUAUGGAUCCUUGUAAUUCCUCUGUUGGGACCAUCGCUUAUAUGAGCCCUGAGAGGAUUAACACUGAUCUGAAUCAUGGACGGUACGAUGGAUACGCCGGAGAUAUCUGGAGCUUGGGUGUUAGUAUCUUGGAGUUUUACUUGGGGAGGUUUCCUUUUGCAGUGAGUAGACAAGGAGACUGGGCGAGUUUGAUGUGCGCUAUUUGUAUGUCUCAGCCGCCGGAAGCUCCGGCGACGGCGUCUCAGGAGUUUCGUCAUUUUAUCUCUUGUUGCUUGCAGAGUGAUCCUCCUAAGAGAUGGUCGGCGCAACAGCUUUUGCAGCAUCCUUUUAUACUUAAAGCUACCGGAGGUCCUAAUCUCCGUCAGAUGUUGCCGCCUCCUCGUCCUCUUUCUUCAUCUUCUUCUCCGGCGUCUUAAAGUUUUUACCUUUUUUCAUCGAAUCUUGGUUCCAUUUUUCUGAAUUUCCUGACAAAGAUAAAUGAGACUCUACUUUUGGUACGAUGUUGGCUCCUUUCCCUUACUUCUUACCAUUUCGGCUGAGCCACUUCCUUCUCAUUGUCGCUUUAACGGGUAUGUCUCUGCUUCUUAAUUCUCUAGACUGAAAUAGUUGUAGUUCUUCCUAGGUUGUUGUUGAGAAUAUUGUAGCUUUAGUUUCCGAAUACAAACUAUAUAUCGAAACCAGCGUUUUAUA